Molecule: messenger RNA, 1666 nt
Organism: Teleopsis dalmanni
Lineage: Eukaryota; Metazoa; Arthropoda; Insecta; Diptera; Diopsidae
Gene: Ypel
Product: protein yippee-like CG15309
Exons: 3
Coding region: 1097-1441 (114 amino acids)
Source: RefSeq, a predicted model, not a curated record
UUGCGUAUUUGUUGUGUAUUUGUUGUGUAUUUGUUGUUGUUUCUGCUUAACAAACUCUGUUAGGAAUAGUUUUCAGCCAGUUUGUUCUGUUUUUGCAUUGCGUGUUUACUUAUUGCCAUUUUCUUCCUUGCUGAUUCGUAUUAACUGUUAUUCAGUGGGUUUUUUUACUCGAAUUCAUGAGCAUUUGCUUGUGUGGUUGUGUGUGUAGGAACUGCUGUUGCUGAUUUGCCAGUAUAUAUCGUUUCACCGUCAUCGUCACUGUCAUUCCCAGCACAGCUGAGCAAGAUGAAAACAGUUGUCGUUGAGUUGUUCUUGAGUGUGGUUGUGUAAAAUCAGUUAAGCUUAAUAUUUGCAAAUAAGUUGGAAAUCUGAAAAUUCAGCUCUGGAAAAAUAGUGCAGACAAUUUGGUUUUGGCUUCGGUUUGAUUUUGUUGUCCGGCAGGAGUUUGUAUGUAUACACAGUGGUGCUGGCACUGGUACUGGCAUACUCAGACGCCGUCGUCGCGCACAGCCUAAUUGGAAUCGAAUCAACGUUGCGGGAGGUGCUAUACACCGGUGCGGGAACACAAUCGGUUUUGGUAGUAGUGCUAAUGCAGUCAGCAAAAACAGACUGAAAAAGUAAACCUUAUCAGAGUGAAGAGAUAAAAAUACAAAUUAUAUUAUUGAAAAAACAACAAACGCCGCACCAAACCAUACCAGCAACGGGCAGAAAACAGACAGAAAAAUAAUAAUAAAUCAGCAGCAAAGCAACUGUAUUGUCAGUCUGAAAGAAUUCGAAAAUAUCAGAAGUACUACGGAGCUAUAGUCACAAGCCAACGGCGACGAGGCGCAGUCAGUCGUUUGUGUUGCAUGCAAAGUGAAGUGAGCGAUAUUGCGGAGUCUACAGAAACUAAUCCAGCAAGAGUUUUGAUAAAAAAAAAAGUGUAAUAAGUUUUUGUACACGAAUCUUAAUCGAAUACUCAUAGAGAAAUAUAUAUAUAUAUAUAAUAAUUAAUAAACAGCAAUCUAUAACAACCAGCUUACAUAUAAACACGCCACUAUAAAACAAUUCAACGGUUUAUAAUACGAUAUAUAAAGGAAAAAGCCAAAACGAAAAAAUGGUGAAAACAUUUCAAGCCUAUUUACCGUCCACCAAUCGGACUUAUUCAUGUGUUCACUGUCGAGCUCAUCUCGCAUCUCACGAAGAACUUAUCUCGAAGUCAUUUCAAGGCAGUCAAGGACCUGCGUAUCUCUUUAAUUCCGUCGUCAAUGUAGCCUGCGGUCAGACGGUAGAACGCGUACUGCUAACUGGUCUGCAUGCUGUGGCCGAUAUCUAUUGUGAAUGCUGCAAAACACCGUUAGGCUGGAAGUAUGAGCACGCCUACGAGUCCAGUCAGAAGUAUAAAGAGGGCAAAUAUAUCAUAGAAUUGGCUCAUAUGAUUAAGGAGAAUGGUUGGGAUUGAGCGUCAGUGCAUAUAUAGGCUUAAAUAAUAAAAAAAUUUAUUAUAUAUAUAUAUAUAUCAAAACAAAUCAACCACAACAACAUUUAACACAAAAACUCAAAAUUCUACUCAUGAGGUAUGUAGCAGAAGAGGAGUGUGUGUGCGCGAUGACGAAUAAUGAAUUGGAGCGUUUCGAGGUUGUACGUUUGAAGCUUCGUAUCGUUGACGUAGUAACGUUAAGUUUCG